GAAGCGCAUGGCCACAGUGGGCAAGCAUCCAAAGAUCCAGAUUGGCGAUGCGAGCACGUCCUCAAGGGGCAAGAGAGUGGGGCGCGGUCGCUGGUCGUGACCAAAGAUUGGCUGGUGUCUGGAUCCAAUGACAAAAGAGUUCGUGUGUGGAGAUUGGGGCGUUGGGAGUCCGCCCAGUCGGUGCUCGAGGGGCACACGGAUCGUGUGGUGUCAUUGGCAGCCAAUGGCGAAUAUCUUUUCUCUGGGUCUUAUGAUACGACUGUGAGGGUGUGGAAGCUGGGGACCUGGGAGUGCGUGCGCGUUCUAGAAGGGCACACCGAUUGGGUGCGGACACUGGCAGUGGCAAGAGACCAUUUGUUUUCUGGUUCUCAUGACAAGAGCAUCUGCAUGUGGAGUGUCGGCAUGUGGGGGUGCGAGCGCGUGCUCCAAGGGCACGCCGAUUACGUGCGCUCAUUGGCCGUCAACGACCGCUUCUUGUUCUCUGGCUCUUGUGAUCUGACCAUCAGAAUAUGGGGACGGGGGGAUGGGGAGUGCCAGCGAGUGCUUCGAGGGCACUCUAAUUGGGUAUUGUCUUUGGCAGUCAAUGGCGAUUUUUUGAUUUCGGGGGAUGCCAUUGGAGUCAUUUGCGUUUGGAGCCUUGCCGCGUGGGAUUGCAUCAGAGAGCUGAGUGGGCACACUGCGUGGGUGACGUCAUUGGCAGUCGGGGGCGGUUUGUUGUUUUCGGGAUCGUGUGACAAGACCGUUCGGGUGUGGAGGCUUGGCACUUGGGAAUGCAUCCGAGUCCUCAAAGGGCACACCGGUGGCGUCAAUGCGGUGGCGGUCAUCGAUGAACGUCUUUUUUCUGCGUCUGGGGACAAAACCGUUCGAGUGUGGGACAGAGUGAUGUGA
Ostreobium quekettii is the source of this 888-nucleotide messenger RNA. NCBI's taxonomy places the organism in Eukaryota, Viridiplantae, Chlorophyta, Ulvophyceae, Bryopsidales, Ostreobiaceae. The record is from the annotation of a GenBank genome assembly.